Molecule: messenger RNA, 2568 nt
Organism: Auanema sp. JU1783
Lineage: Eukaryota; Metazoa; Nematoda; Chromadorea; Rhabditida; Rhabditidae
Source: the annotation of a GenBank genome assembly
AUGCUUGCAGGAUCGUUGUACGACACCUCUCGACGUGGUGGAAACAGCGGACGUUCGAACAACGGAAGGACAGGAGGCGCUAAUUCGUUAUUAAAACAAGCUAUUGCGAAUCGUUUGAAGCCUAAUUCCGAGUUCACUGGGCCAGGUGGAAAACCCGAAGGAAACGAAGGUCUUGAGGAUAGCAUGACCAAAAGUAUUGUUAUGAAUCCUGCGUGGUACCGGGACGAUGAAGGACGUACCGGCUUCAAAACUAGAGAAUGGGAAGACGUUCCUAAUCUACAGAAAAAUCAAGUCAAGGCAAGGAGGAAGCAUAAAUCCGAUGAGACAGCAGCAACAGCAGAACCGAUGGAAGCCAUCGACCAGGACUUGUGGAAAAAUAACGAAGAAGAAGAAAGCAAGGUAGAUGCCUCGAAUGAAGGAAAGGAGAGCCGAAAGAAACGACAUCGGAGCAAAGAUUCUUCUCAGCAGUUACAGGAAGCCAUGGAAUCUUUAGAGAAAGUCGUGGAACCUCAAGAAAGCUCAGAAGAGAAGAAGAAACUCACCAAAGAAGAAAAGAAGGCUCUCAAAGAUAAGGAGAAGGAAGAGAAGAAAGAACGCGAUGAACGUGAGAAAGAAGUGAAACGUCAAGCCAAAGAAGAGAAGAAGAAGGAGAAGGAACGAGAAAAGGAAGAGAAGAAGCUCCAGAAACUAGAAAAGAAAAAUAAGAGUCAAACAUCUCUUAACAAGGUUGAUGAUGACUUGGAAAGCCAAAAAAAGAAGUCGAAACCUUCUUCAUCAUCUACGAAAGAUGAUAUCAGCGAGAAACAUAGAGACGAGAAACCAAGAGGAGAACGGGAACCAAAAAAAUCUAGAAGUCGGCGAUCAGAAAGUACUGAGAAGCAAUCAUCAGAAGCCAGACCUGAGAAGCAUAAAUCGGAUGAAACAAAGACUCUCCCUCCAACAGAAAGGAAAACCAAAUCAUCAGAUGUAGAAGACAAGAGGAAAAGUAAGAGCUCAUCAAAAUCUGAAAUUACGUCUUCUAAAAUGAAAUCUCCCGUGACGCGUCAAGAUUCGAAUGACUCUGUCGCUUCUAGCGUGAAAUCGACAAUCACUGUUCGCGAAGCUUCUGCUUCUAUACUUUCACCAAAAACGCAUAGGAAGCCACCUUCUGGGCGUACCACGCUCAGCAGUCCACAAACUUCAACUUCAUCUCCGGAAGAUGAGAAAACUACUAGUGGACGAACGGUUUCUAGAGAUCGACGACCACGAAAAGAAACGAUCGGUGAACGUCGAGAUUCUUCAGUAAGUGAAUCCUCACGGAUUUCAGCUGUUUCUCAUAAAAGCGUCACUUUCUGCGAUCAUAUACAGACACAUGAAAUUGAACGUCUUGAGUUUUCCUCGAGUGAAGACGAUGUUGCUGUUAUGAGUGAUGAUGAGAUGAGUAGAUCAGAUGUGAACAAACGACGUACUUUCAGUCAUCUUCUUCAAAAACGACAAAAUGAGGAGAUUAACAGACCACAAUCUCUUCAGAUGUACAAUGAAGACGAUGAUUUCGAAGAGCAGGAAAGACGAGUUGAGCAAAUGAUUGAAAUGGGUCAAAUUCCUCAAGGAUAUCCAAUUUAUAAUGUUGGCAAUGUUUCUGAGAAUGGAUUUUACACUGAAGACGAGCAUGAAGAUGAAGAAGGGAGUUAUAUUUCCCUCGAUCGAUUACCAGCUACUGUAAGGAAAGCUAUUGUAGCUGAAAUGCAACAACGUGAUCUUCGUGGAUUUGACUGUGCUCCGAUGGGUUCAAUGACAAGGUUGCACGAUCCUGGAUCAUCUCCUUCUCUCUUAUCUUAUCCUCCUUCUUUACCACGUUCAGCUAGUGGUUACUUAGAACAAGAUGAAGAAAUGAUGAGCCGUUCAUAUCAAAAUGCUAUGUAUGGAACUGCUUUUCAUCAUUCUUCACCUGAUUCUCAAACUGAGCCUCCAGAGGAGAAACCCAUGCCUGAUACAUCAGAGUUUGAUCGCCAACGACGAUUACAAGAAUCAUUUUAUGAUAACGUUCAUAACAUUCCUUCCCGAACAAAUUCUCUUCUCAUGCCAAACCAACAAUCGGAAGUACUCUCCGAUAGAAGGAACUCCGAUACUACCACUAUCCACACUAAUCCUUUGUCGCAGGCGAUAGAGAAACGAUCGAACAUUAGCAUCGAUAGAGCGCAAUUCUUUGAUUCAACUCCGGCGAGAGAAGCCGCAGAAACUUCCCAACUGCUUCAAACCCCAACUCCAUCACCACCUCGGCUGGUUGGAGCUCCACCACCUCAACGUCUUCUUCUAACUUCAACUGUAACAACGACAUCUACGAAAACUAAUCGUACACAGAUUGUUGAAAAGACAGAAAAAGCUAAACAGAACGAAGACGCUAUGAAACGUCAAUUUUUAGCAAAAUUCGGAAGUAGGAAAGCUCCAAUAGCAGAGGAAGAUCCAACAGAUCCCGUCCAUCCGAUGGGCUCUCAAGAAAGUGUUUUAUCAACAGAUUCUCGAGAAAGUGUUGUGUCAGCAGCUUCAAUCAAAACAGAAACAACAGUUCGUCGGAACUUCAACUACUGA